Messenger RNA from Rhizophagus irregularis DAOM 181602=DAOM 197198, 426 nucleotides. Lineage: Eukaryota; Fungi; Glomeromycota; Glomeromycetes; Glomerales; Glomeraceae. The record is from RefSeq and is a predicted model, not a curated record.
GAAAAAUUCGUUAUCGUAGGACCAACUGGCAAUGUUUAUACAGUUACUAUUGCGCAUUUACCAGAUUGCACUUGUCCAGAUUUCAUGAAAGGAUUUAUAUGUAAGCAUAUUUUCUUUGUUUAUCUCAAAGUUUUGGGUGUAAAUCGAGAUAGCACGCUUAUCUAUCAGAAAGCGCUUUUGUCUAAAGAACUUCGUUCAAUCUUUACAAAUGCAAGGCCUAGUCCGGCUGCUCUUAGAAAAAUUCGCGAUAGAUAUAAAAAAUUCACUUCAAGUAACGUCAACGAAAAUGAAAACGAAAAACGUCGACCAAUCGAAGGAAAUUGCCCUAUUUGCUAUGAUUCCUUAGAAGAAAAAGAUCGUGAUAAAAUCGUAUGGUGUAGACAAGGUUGCGGAAAUAACCUUCACAAAGACUGCUUUGAGCAAUGG